UUCUGUAUUAAUCAGGCCCAGUAUUUCAUUUGGCUUAUUCUAUCCUCUUCUGAAUGAUAGCCGCACGAUUCGAACACUGCACACUAGAAAAUGAUGAUACACUGACAUGAAUUGACUUCAUCUUUCAAAUCCUCAUUUGACUCAAAGCAGAUUUACACAGAAUUAAUUAAUUCAAGUGAAGUCUCGCGGUGUUAGACACCUUUCAGACAUCUUAUUUUCUAGUCCGAAACAACGAAUUAAAUAAAUAGGGUACACCAGGCCAAAAGAACCCGAAAUAAUAGUGACUUUUUAAUCGAUAAUCCUGGGGUAUUACUAUUCCGACCGAACGCAUGUGAGUCUACAGGACACUGAACCGAGAGCUCGCGUGCCAAAACCCUCAGCGGAUUGUCUCUCCCCGGGCUCUCGAACCGUAUUGUGCGUCAUUUCAUAGCUGCAUUUUGUUUUUCCAUCGAGGCAACAUGGCAACUCCCGCCGCGGUCAAUCCAUCGGAGAUGGGCACUGAGUUGCCAGGACCGGUUGCUAUGCCGGGGGCAGUGGUGGGGGCGGGCCAGGUGAGGAUGGGCGGAGCCAUGCCUGGCCGCGGGGGCAAACGGAGAUCAGGAGGGUCGAAGACUGAAGGAAAAGAAGAUUACGGGAGUUUUCCACGGAUGGACUUCGAUGACGAGGACGGAGAAGGACCUAGCAAAUUCUCAAGGUAUGAUGAUGAUCAGAUAUCUGGUGGUGAUAAGGAGAGAUAUGCCAGAGAGAACCACAGCGAGAUAGAGCGGCGUCGCCGUAACAAGAUGACCCAGUACAUCACGGAGCUGUCGGACAUGGUGCCCACCUGCAGCGCGCUGGCCCGCAAGCCCGACAAGCUGACCAUCCUGCGCAUGGCCGUGUCGCACAUGAAGUCCAUGAGAGGGACAGGGAACACGUCCACCGACGGGGCCUACAAGCCCUCCUUCCUGACGGAACAGCAGGGCCUACAAACCCUCCUUCUCAGCAAACAGGAGUUGAAGCACCUGAUCCUGGAGGCGGCCGACGGCUUUCUGUUUGUGGUGGCGGCCGAGACGGGCCGCGUGAUCUACGUGUCGGACUCUGUGACGCCGGUGCUCAACCACCCGCAGUCCGAGUGGUUCGGCAGCACUCUGUACGAGCAGGUGCACCCCGACGACGUGGACAAGCUCAGAGAACAGCUCAGCACCUCUGAGAACUCCAUGACUGGGCGAAUCCUGGACCUGAAGACAGGAACAGUGAAGAAGGAGGGGCAGCAGUCAUCCAUGAGAAUGUGCAUGGGUUCCAGACGAUCCUUCAUCUGCAGAAUGAGGUGUGGCACAGCCCCCCUGGACCACAUCUCCCUCAACAGACUGUCCAAUAUGAGGAAGAGGUACAGGAACGGUCUGGGACCCUCUAAGGAGGGAGAGGCACAGUACUCUGUGGUACACUGUACUGGAUACAUCAAAGCCUGGCCCCCGGCAGGUAUGACUAUACCAGAAGAGGACACGGAGGCAGGACAGACCAGUAAAUACUGCCUGGUGGCCAUUGGAAGGCUGCAGGUGACCAGUUCUCCUGUUUCCAUGGAUAUGAACGGCUUGUCGGUUCCCACAGAGUUCCUGUCACGCCACAACUCUGACGGCAUCAUCACCUUCGUGGACCCGCGUUGCAUCAACGUGAUUGGAUAUCAGCCUCAGGACCUGCUGGGGAAAGACAUCCUGGAGUUCUGUCAUCCGGAGGACCAGAGUCACUUGAGGGAGAGCUUUCAACAGGUGGUGAAGCUUAAGGGCCAGGUGUUGUCGGUGAUGUACAGGUUUCGCAUGAAGAACAGAGAAUGGAUGUUAAUCCGCACCAGCUCCUUUACCUUCCAGAACCCUUACUCCGACGAAAUCGAGUACAUCAUCUGUACCAACACCAACGUCAAGCAGCUGCAACAGCAGCAGCAAGCAGAGCUGGAGGUCCACCAGAGAGACGGCCUGACAGCCUAUGACCUUUCCCAGGUUUCUGUUCCCAGUGUGGGAGGAGGGGUUCACGAGGCGGGCAAGAACAUUGAUAAGACGGACGCCAUGUUCUCGCAGGAGAGAGACCCACGCUUCACUGACAUGUAUUCCGGCAUCUCUGGCUCUGGUGAGAAGAAGAUGAUGGUGCCGUCGUCUACGGCUGGAGGUCAACAGCUCUACUCUCAGAGCUCUCCUUUCCAGCCUGGACACUCUGCCAAGAGCUUCAGCUCCUCAGUCAUCCAUGUCCCAGGGGUCAAUGAUAUCCAGCCAUCAGGAUCAUCCAAUCAGAACCUAGCUCAAAUCUCCAGACAGCUCAACCCAGGACAGGUGGCCUGGACUGGUAACAGACCCCCGUUCUCAGGCCAGUCAACAAAGGCCCAGUCGAGUCCAUUUGGAAUUGGCUCGGGUCACAGUUACCAAGGAGAACCGUCGUCCUACAGCCCUCUGUCGUCCCCAGCCACCUCAUCGCCCAGUGGCAACGCCUACACUGGACUGGCCAAUCGCAGCACAGCGUUCGAUGUGUCAGGAGAGGCCAGUCAGAGUGGGGGUCAGUUCCAGGGUCGUCCCAGUGAGGUCUGGUCCCAGUGGCAGAACCAGCACCACGGCCAGCAGGGAGCAGAGCCACACUCACACUCCAACCCCUCUCAGACAGAGGUGUUCCAGGACAUGUUACCCAUGGCAGGGGACCCAACACAAGGAACAGCCAACUACAACAUUGAAGACUUUGCUGACCUGGGCAUGUUCCCUCCAUUCUCUGAGUAGAUCCGGUCGAGUAGAACUGCAUAGAGCCUUUUUACUUUCUAUCAAUGGACCACUGCUCCGUUCUCUCACUAGAACCCAGUGACAGUGUUGAAAGGGACAGAACUUGAUGUGCAUCUGUUCAUCAUGGCUACCCAUACUUUCUCUCUCACGCGCACACACACACACACACACACACACACACAUACAUUUGGUUACUGCUCAUAUGCAGUACAGCACAGUGAAUGUCCUGAUGUUCUUGUUGUAUUACUCAGUCACUCACAGUAUAUUUUGAGGUAUUGAGGCGUAGUGCAUCUCUCUGACACGCGUACCUCUAUCUUUUACCAGAAGACUGUUAGUUCUUUGGUUUUAUAGAAGACAUUACUAGCAGUGUAUUGAUCUUCUUGUUUGUAAAGUCUUCUUUUACACAGGUAAAGGAUGUUUUCACAAGCUCUUUUAUCAAAGCCAGGUGAAUUUAAAAGGUGCAAUCUGGAACUUUUGUUUUUCCUUUUGGCUACUUGAGGUACUAAAAAAAUACGCCAAGAUGGGGGGAAAAGAGAAAAUCCAUCAAUGCACGCACACACCUUCACGUACAUGCAGAACAAUUGCAGGGGCAGGUAGCACUUUUUCAGGAGGAAACCAGAAUUACAGAUUGUACCUUUUCAUCUAACAAUAUCAACUUUGCACUCCAUUUUGAACUCUUUACUCUGCCAAACUGCCCCUGGCAUAGAGACACUGAACAUACUGAUCAAUGUUUAUAUCAUCUAUGUCAAUGUUGAUAUUAUCCAAACAUAAUAUCCAUAUCUUGCUGCUGCUCCCCCUCAGUAUUACAUGAAUCUUAUGUAAAAGGUACUUAUAUGUAGUGAUGUCCAUAACCCCUAGCUGAUUCCCACAAAAGUCUACAAGAUUUCUGUGUAUUAAAAACAAAGUUCAAAAGUCGCUGAGCUUAAAUGCUUGAAGUGCACUUCAUCAAAGCUAACUGCUAAAACACACCAGCCUGAUAAAAGGGAAAAACCGCCAUACCGUCAAAGCAACGCAGUACAGUAUAUAUACUAGUGUAACCUUGUGGCUCUUGCUACUUUAUAACUUUAUUAAUAUUAUCUUUUUUGACUAAUAACAGAGAUUGAAUAAUACUUUAUAGCGAGGGAACUUUUACAUUAUAGAUUGUGUACUGUUUCUCUGGUAAGCGAUUGAUGGAACAGAAUCUAGAACUGGAGUUUGAAUCCUUUUGCUAAAAGAAAUCUCAGAAUUGAUGUUUUUGUAAAUAAUGUGAUUUUUAUGUUGACUUGUGUUACUUUCACACAGUAUACAUUGUUUUCUGUGUAGGCUUUAAAGAUAUCAUCAAUGUCUGCAAUGUGAGUACAUAUUUAACUAUUGUAUUUAGUUUAGUCUGUUAAUUGUACAUUGAGUUGUAGGAGCCUGUAUAAAAUUGUGUAAAUGUGACCCAUUAUUUUUGUGUAACAAAUUAUUGUGCUUGUGACAAUAAAUUCUUAUUGGUUAUGUGGCUUCCAAUCAAA
Esox lucius (northern pike) is the source of this 4228-nucleotide messenger RNA. It is a transcript of the gene arnt2, whose product is annotated as aryl-hydrocarbon receptor nuclear translocator 2. The transcript is spliced from 22 exons. Lineage: Eukaryota; Metazoa; Chordata; Actinopteri; Esociformes; Esocidae. Gene Ontology annotation, cellular component: transcription regulator complex; cytoplasm; nucleus. Gene Ontology annotation, molecular function: RNA polymerase II cis-regulatory region sequence-specific DNA binding; protein dimerization activity; DNA-binding transcription factor activity, RNA polymerase II-specific. The record is from RefSeq and is a predicted model, not a curated record. The coding region runs from base 459 to 2735 and encodes 758 amino acids. Gene Ontology annotation, biological process: regulation of transcription by RNA polymerase II.